ACAGAAUCCUGUUGUAGGUUUCGUCCGUUUCAGCUAUCCGUUCUUGGCGGCUGCUUGAUCUCCUUCACAGCUACAUCGUCGUCCUCCCAUCUUCUUGCAGAUUACUCGGUGAUAUAUAUCACUCUCGAGGAACUAAAAUGGCGGAUGAGGAACUCACUGAUCCAAAACUGUAUCUUGAGGAAACUUGCAAGCCAAAGUGUGUAAAACCUUUUUGGGAGUAUCAGGCGUGCAUUAAAAGAAUCAAAGGGGAUGAAUCCGGACAGAAGCAUUGUACUGGACAGUACUUCGAUUACUGGAAGUGUGUCGAUGAGUGUGUUGCACUUAAGGUUUUUGAGAAACUGAAGUGAUCAGAGGAUGAAUGAUGGUUGCACUUAGAUUUUUCCCAUCAGUUGCUCUUUAUUGUGUUUCGGCAGAGGAUCAAUUUUCUGCGAACCCUUGCAAAAGUAAUAAUGGAAAAAUGAUUGUUUUAAAAUACCAUUUAAGUGGCGUUCCCUGUGUUGUGUUCGGCCAUUUUCUUC
This is a messenger RNA of Zingiber officinale, 518 nucleotides long. RefSeq names its product cytochrome b-c1 complex subunit 6-1, mitochondrial-like. Gene Ontology annotation, biological process: mitochondrial electron transport, ubiquinol to cytochrome c. The record is from RefSeq and is a predicted model, not a curated record. The transcript is spliced from 5 exons. Bases 138 to 347 code for a protein of 69 amino acids. Lineage: Eukaryota; Viridiplantae; Streptophyta; Magnoliopsida; Zingiberales; Zingiberaceae.